Messenger RNA from Meloidogyne enterolobii, 676 nucleotides. The record is from the annotation of a GenBank genome assembly. Lineage: Eukaryota; Metazoa; Nematoda; Chromadorea; Rhabditida; Meloidogynidae.
GGGGGGUGCCUCCCACGGACACCUGAGGCACUCUCCUUUGUAAGGUCGUUGAAAUUGGAGACCAGGCUUUGGGAUUGAUCGUGAUCCGAGAUUGACGUCGAAAAUGCUGACAAGAUUCUUGGACAAGAAUAUUUCCAUUUUCUAUGGAGGAAUGAACGUGAGGAAGGGAUGCUUAGGCUAAUAUCCAUUCUCUUAUUUUCCGUUUUUUAAAUUUUAUUUCAAACUACCAUGAGGGAGAUACUCCUUCCCUUCUAAUCCCCCUUCCCUUAAAAUGCCUAAAAAGCUAAUUUAAAUAUUAAUAAUUAGUAUGGAAUACAGCCCUGCUAGUAGCGACUAUAGAAGUGCUAUUUCCGCUCGUCAACACUUUCCUCGUUUAAUGAGACCAAUUUCGCCUGCACCAAGUGGAGGGCAUAGUAGAGUGUUAAAAAUGGUUAGCGAAACAUCAUCAAUUAGCAGCAGACCUUUAUCGCCUUAUCCUGGCUCUACUGCUGCUUCUGCUAUUCGAGAUACACGAGAACGUGAAAAGAAGGAAAUGAGUGACUUAAAUGAUAGAUUGGCUAUUUAUAUUGAAAAGGUAGUUAUUGAGUUAAAAAGUGAGGUUGAGAACCGCAAUGCAAGGUUGAGCCUGGUCGACUUAAUUAUAGGAACUACCUCGAACCUACCCCUAGGAACCUAA